This is a messenger RNA of Oncorhynchus tshawytscha (Chinook salmon), 760 nucleotides long. Its product is annotated as E3 ubiquitin-protein ligase TRIM47-like. Gene Ontology annotation, molecular function: zinc ion binding. The record is from RefSeq and is a predicted model, not a curated record. NCBI's taxonomy places the organism in Eukaryota, Metazoa, Chordata, Actinopteri, Salmoniformes, Salmonidae.
UCUGAGGAAACAAAACUGAUCUGAGUCUCUCUGUCGUCUGUCUGUGAGAGAGUGAACAACCGUCCAAAUGGCUCAACAGGGAGUUCUGCUGGACCAGGACCAGUUCUGUUGUUCUGUCUGUCUGGAUCUACUGAAGGAGCCGGUGGUUAUUCCCUGUGGACACAGUUACUGUAGGAGCUGUAUUGAGGGCUGCUGGGAUCAGGAUGAUCUGAAAGGGGUCUAUAGCUGUCCUCAGUGCAGAGAGACCUUCACUCCAAGGCCUAAUCUGAGGAAAAAUAACAUGUUGGCUGAGCUGGUGGAGAAACUGAGGAAGACAGGACUCCAGGCUGCUCCCCCUCCUGCUCUGUGCUAUGCUGGACCUGGAGAUGUGGCGUGUGAUUUCUGCACUGGGACCAGAAAGCAGAAAGCCCUCAUGUCCUGUCUGGCAUGUCUGGCCUCUUACUGUGAGACUCACCUCCAACCUCACUAUGAAUUUCCUGCUUUCAAGAAGCACAAGCUGGUCAAAGCCACGGCACAACUACAGGAGAAGAUCUGCUCUCAUCAUGACAAACUGCUGGAGGUUUACUGUCGUACCGAUCAGCAGUGUAUCUGUUAUCUGUGUACAAUGGAUGAACAUAAAGGCCAUGAUACAGUGUCAGCUGCAGCAGAGAGGACUGAGAAACAGAGGCAGCUGGGGAUGAGUCAGCAGAAGGUCCAGCAGAGAUUCCAGGAGAGAGAGAAGGAGCUGAAGGAGCUCCAACAGGCUGUGGAGUCUCUCAAG